Camponotus floridanus (Florida carpenter ant) is the source of this 1060-nucleotide messenger RNA. Its product is annotated as alpha-ketoglutarate-dependent dioxygenase alkB homolog 4. Gene Ontology annotation, molecular function: demethylase activity; oxidoreductase activity. The transcript is spliced from 5 exons. The coding region runs from base 112 to 1008 and encodes 298 amino acids. Gene Ontology annotation, biological process: oxidative demethylation. The record is from RefSeq and is a predicted model, not a curated record. NCBI's taxonomy places the organism in Eukaryota, Metazoa, Arthropoda, Insecta, Hymenoptera, Formicidae.
AAUAUCUCGCUAUAUUCUCAACACAAUCGAUUUGUCGAUUCAGCCGACUGUGUGGUUUGCCGACAUCACGAGUUCGUAGUAUCUUUGUGUUGACAUUGAAAAAAGAUUAUUAUGGAAACCGUUCGACCGUGUGGCUGCAAAGGAAUACGCUCUUGCUUAAUUUGCGAGGCUAAAUAUCAAAUAUUGAAGCCGGAUCUGAAGGAAGUAUUACAGAAAAGCAAAUCUUAUGUUUAUUGCCCAUAUUGUGAUAAAUCAUCACCUGGAUGGGAUAUAGACGAGUAUAAGAAGCAUCCUUAUCAUGAUGGAAAUUUAAUUGACUAUCCUGGUGUUUAUAUCAAAUUAAAUUUCUUAAAUGAAGAUGAGGCUAAGAAACUGAUGGAAGCACUUGAUUAUCUCCCUUGGCAAGCUUCACAGAGUGGUAGAAGAAAACAGAAUUUUGGGCCAAAAUGUAACUUUAAAAAACGAAAAUUACAAUUAGGAACAUUUAAUGGUUUUCCUAAAACAACACAGUUUAUACAAAAUAAAUUUGCGGAAAUACCACUGCUACAUGGUUUUCGAACUGUCGAACAAUGUUCGCUUGAAUAUGAUCCCAAACGAGGUGCCUCUAUUGAUCCUCACAUUGACGAUUGCUGGAUUUGGGGAGAACGUAUAGUAACUGUUAAUAUUCUUGGUGAUUCUGUUUUGACUAUGACACCUUAUCGUGGUUCAAUAAUGCGAUACAACUUGGACUGUGUUUCGAGUUAUAAUUCCAUCUUAGAGAAAGAUUUUUGUAAUAACACACAGAUUAAUAUUGAUGAUAACAUAGUACGAUUACCGAUGCCUGCCAGGUCACUCAUGAUUUUACAUGGUCCAGCAAGAUAUCAAUGGGAACAUUCCAUUCUUCGACAAGACAUCACAUCGAGGCGCGUUUGCCUCGCGUAUCGCGAAUUAACGCCACCCUAUCUUGAAAAUGGAGAAUAUCAUAAAGAAGCUUCUGAGAUUUUGAGGCAAGCUUUAUCAUUCUGGUGAUAUUAUUAUGAAAUAGAUCUAAAUGAUAAAUUUAUUAAAUUUAUUUAAUAUA